GCGUCGCUGUCGGAGCAACACAGUGUCGCCGAACACGAUGCACCCUUGAUGCACCUCGCGCAAGGCACACACGCGAAUCUACCUGACGUACGAGCACCGGGAUAUCACACAGUCGCGUUAACUCGCGGCAACGCGCGCGGCCGGUGCGACUGUCGCUGUCAUACGUCGUCGUCGUCGACGUGCGCCACGCGUCUCGCCGAGCCACGGACUCUCGGCACCCGAUUCGGCACCCUGUGAUCGGUGUGACUGCUCCGCGGGCUACUUGCCGCUAAGUACGUCGCCAAGAAGCGCCAUUUUGUGAUCGCGCGUCAGGACGUAAACAUCGGUCUUUCCAAUUGUAUUCUGCGCUACGCGGACGGCACGUCGUCGCCGUGGCCGCACCGCACUGACAGUCCAGUGCGAAUCGCCGGCGCCGUUCCCGCGUUCCUGACGCCUGUUGUGACGCACGGCUGCUCCGUGCCGAGCCGUCGCGACGACAUUUCGCGCCAAAUCCCAUCGACGCACCUGGCGCUGACGAGCGAGAAGAAACAGCUGUCGUUGCGUCGCCGAUCGCUAAGCUAUUCCGACGGCUCCGACGCCGUGCCCGGCUAUCAGGGUCACGAUACAGUGAGGUUCACCAGAGCUUGCGCACAGUGCCACAAGUGACAUUAGUGACAGUUGUCAAAAACAGGCACAUUCUUAAACUAAAGCUCGAAGAUAUGCUUUUUGUUAUUGUUAAGAAGCUUGAUGAGUGAACAAAAGAUUAAGGAAUGCUAUUCUAUUCCAUUCCGCUGGAUGUCAGAUAAGCUGAAAAAUGUCUGGUGAUUCAGGAUGGAGUGUUGUUAUUCACCAUCCCACAGAGAUAGGACUGCAGACUUGGAAUUGGGGAGAAAACGAUGGAGAGCAAGAGAGAGAGCUCCCCUCGACCGUUGACAUGGAUGCCAUAAAAGGUGGUGGUAGCUGGGGUCCUGCUACUGAACCUAAUGGAACAAAUUCGAUCGAUUCCGAAGAAGACUCUGAUUCUGACGACGAAAGCUCUGGUGGAACCGAAGGCAGUUGCUCUUAUUCAGAUUCCAACUCAGAGUCAGACGACGAGAGUAGCGGCGACGAGGAGGAGGGAGACGAUAGCGGGUCUAAUUCGGAUUGCUCCUCCGAGCACAGCGAGCAAACGUUCUCCAUUCAAGAAACUAACUUCGAACAGGGUGCAUUAAAAUUGAAGAUCACCAUGAAAGGUCCAAAAAAGGAAGAGUCUGAGAAAAUCAAAUGUGAAAAAGGCAGAAGAAACGUGCCGAAAAGGCUUAAAACUAAUCAUGGAAACAAGUCCUCAGAAUGCAGCAGUGAAGACUCAGACUCGUCCGCGGGCCACGUCACAUCACAGCAUGCGCAGCAACAACAGUCGCAACAGCAUCACGCGCUGCAGGAGAUCAACCAGGAGGAUCUGACGGCGAUCUUACCGCCUCAGGAGCAAGAGGACGCACCAUUCGACGGUUUUGAGGAUUCUGAGAGCGGCCGGUUGGUGUCGAAAGCGAUCGAACGCAUGUCGCUUGGCGCGGAUUCGGACACUAGCGAGAACGGCGAUCAGAACCCCGUGCCCGUGUACAGUUCGGCUCUACUACAGCAAUUCGUGGAGAAGACCGCGCUGCUGUCGGAACCGCGCAAAAGGCGCAGUAAGUUGGGUAAGAAGCUGAACGACAGUGAGUAUCCCUGUGUGUCAAACGUGUCGCCCGAUUCCGGCAUUCAAUCGGUGGAUAACAGUCCUCUGCAUCUAGCGAUCAGUCCUGUGAGCCCGCUGGCGCAGACCCAAUCCCCGAUUCAGCCGCCGGUUGUUACUAAACCGGCGGUGAAUGUCGAUCGCGUUCUAUAUCCCCCUAAACGGAAACCGGGCAGGCCGGCGAAGACGGUGUCCGCCAUGCAGCCGCGUGGGCCCGGUAGGCCGCGUUUAAAACCAGAGAUUGCCGAGAAGACAGAGAAGAAGGAGGCAAUCUCGGCGAAGAGCGCGAAGCAAGAGGUAGUGUCCGCGGUAAAGAAACGUGGCAAAGCGAAGUCGCUCUCGUACAAGCCCACGCAAGCGUCUAGGGAGCAGAAAGAAGAAAGCGCACCCGCCGCAAGCAAACGAACGAUGAAAGCUAAGCCGACGUAUCAAAAGAAACGCUAUGGCCCGCCUGCAAAACUAUCGCAGGAAAAGACGGGAAUGGUAAAGAAGGCGGGGACGACCACGAACGUCCCGAUGCGAGUAAAGUGCCUAAGCAGAUCCACCGCGAGCAAGCUGCUGCCUCAGUGUGACGGUAGGACCUGCAGGAAAGUCAGACAAGACAGGACGAAUGUGCCUAAUAGUAAGACCACGACCCCGUUGACGCGACAAAGACAGAUGUCCUGUGAACAGGUUGCCAACGACCAGAAGGCGCCAGUGAGCGGUGCCAAUAAGCGAAGUUCUAAGGAGAACCGCAAUAAUACAGCAGCCCUGUCCAGAAAGCAAAACUUGGCGAAGAAGGCCGCCCCAUCGGUCAACACGAGACGCGUGUUAAAGGAGAACAAAUGCAACAAGAAGGCCACCAGCGCUUCUGGAUUCGAGACGAGCGGCGUAGGCGUGCAGACGUUAAUUUCCUUGCCGGUGGGUGACAUACUGAAAGCUGAGAACACAGAGCGCGUGUCCAACAAGUGCGACAAGGCGACGCAGCCGGCACACAACAACCAUUGCCACAAGCAUCAUCACCACAAACAUCGCCGGAGACUGCUCGCACCUCCUAAGAACCCGAUUCGCAUCAAUCCGUGUAUCAUUCAGGAGAUGGAGAAGCUGAUCGAAGAGUUUACAAGGUCGUGCAGCUUGGGCAGGAACAACGCCGGCGCAAAUCACCCCGAAUUGCCGCAGAUCUUUCGCGUGAAGAAGGUCACGAAGAAAAGGAAAGGCGACGUGAACGCGGGCGACGAUCAGAAGAUGAAGCGGCGGCUGAAGAAGGAGAAAGUGCUCGCCGGCGCGGACUCCAAGAGCAGCGCGAACACCAGCACAAAUUCGAACCCUAACGAACAAAGGCUGCCGUUGAAGAAGCGCCACUACCACGUGUCAAGCCCUCACAGCUCCCAGAGCUCAAACGCGAGUUGUGCGGACACGAACGUGAACGAGUCUAACUCGACAGAGAAUCACAUCGAGGAAGCGAUCGAGGCCACCAUCACCAGGUAUGGCGGCAGCUCCGCAUCUUCCGUUCACGAAGAGGCAACGCCGGUGACACCGAAGAAGAGACUUCGGGAUGCGGACAACGCAGUGCUCGAUAAGCAGAGCAGUGAUGUCUCCGAGGAUAAGCCUGCCGCCCAGUCGGAAGUGCAACCACGCCGGAAGAAGAAGAUUGUCAAGGACCUUCGUGUUACCGUGACGAAGUUGCCGACCGAGAGCCAUGGUGGCAUCCUUGACAAAGGUGACAAAGCGGACAAGUCCGUGGAAAAGAGCUCCAAGGUCUCCACGGAAAAAUCCACCAAGGCCGAAAAGACGACGGCCUUGGCCGAACGUUCAAUGAAGGCCGACAAAGCACAACCGGAUGACAAGCUCGAUGUCGAGCAUGUUCGCGCGGAGAAGAGCAUUAAGGUCGACUCGGAGUUGCAUGUUUCCGAGGCACUCGAUGAUGCUGAGACUGUUAGCGAGAGCAAAGUGAUCGCUCGUGUCGGUAACGCGAACAUGCCGAAUCUCAUGAACAAUACCGCGGCGAUGAUUCUCACAAAAAAGAAGAUGAGGCGACGGAAGACUAUCAAUCGCACGGGUUUCCCCACUCUGAAGAAGAAAAAGAAGAAGAAGGAGGUCGUCAACGAUUCUUCCGCAAGCAAUAACCCGUUGAUCAACCUCGUUAAGGCGUUGAGCAACGACUCGCGCAUAGAAACGCCUCUGACGACAACAGAGGAUAAUAAAGUGUCGUUAUUAGAGAAUGAUGCUCAAAACGCUGUCUUGGAAAGCAGUGAAGACAAACGGAAUGCUCGCGGCGACGUAAAGAACUUCGACAAUUCCAGCACCGCGCAAGAGACGUCCAGCCGGAGCGGCUCAGAUGAGGUGACCGAGACCUGUACCGGUCAGUUGAGAGUCCGCAAGGACCUCGUGGAGUCUGACAGCAGCGUGUUGUCCGACAAGCUGUAUCCGGUGAAAUACGAAAAACUUCAGGACUGUCGUACCUAUGACGAGAAUGUGUCUCUGGAAGAGUCCUUGGAGCGGUACAACCAGAGCCAACGCAUCGCCGAGCUCAGCGAGGAGAAUCUUCGGAAACUGGAACGUGCGAACGCACAGGCAGCGAGUGUCAAAAUGGAAUUGUCUAGUUGUUUCAAUAACAAUCACAAGAGAAGGAGAGGCUCGGCCAGUCCUUCCAAUUUAGGUCCCAGGAGCGCGAAGAGACUGAGGAGCGGUGGAUACGACACAGAGAGUGAAGCGCCUCCUAGCAGCGACGUAGCCAGCGAGGAUCAGGAAGUGAGGAAACCCGUCGGUGCCACGCACAACCGGAAGAAGCAGUCGAGAUGGAAGAAGCGAUACUUCCAUACCAAUUGUGUGUUCUCCGAGUACAACAAAAAGAUCAUGUGCGAUUGCCUGCAGCAUUGCGCCACGUUACCGCCCAAUGUGUAUCAUUGCGGGAAGCUGCUGCGACAGAGGAAAAUGCCGGGUCAACUGCACUACGAGUGGUUGAACGCGCAGCCGAGGCAACUGCAAUCGCUAGCCCAGCCAUUACUGCAACAACAACCGCAGCAAAAAAGUCAGAAAAAGGUGCCAUCAUGGAAUUACAAGAAAAUCCGGACGAAUAUCUAUUAUGACGUUAAGCCGACCACUCUGUACGAAGCGCAGGCCUGCGAAUGCAAGCCGGAGAGUGGCUGCGGCGACGAUUGCAUCAACCGUAUGGUGUUCAGCGAAUGUUCGCCGCAAUUGUGCCCCUGCGGCGACAAGUGUAAAAAUCAGAAGAUCCAAAAGCAUGAGUGGUCACCGGGAUUACAGAGGUUUAUGACCAAGGAUAAGGGAUUGGGAGUGAGAACGCAGCAAGCUAUCAAAUCUGGCAACUUUAUCCUUGAAUACGUCGGUGAGGUUGUGUCGGAGCGGGAGUUCAAGUCGAGGAUGGCGACCAGGUACGCUAGUGAUACUCAUCAUUAUUGUUUACACUUGGACGGAGGAUUGGUGAUUGAUGGUCAUCGUAUGGGCGGCGAUGGCAGAUUCGUCAAUCAUUCCUGCGAGCCCAAUUGUGAAAUGCAAAAAUGGAGUGUUCACGGACUACCGCGCAUGGCAUUAUUCGCAUCGAGGGAUAUUAAACCGGGCGAGGAGCUGACAUACGAUUACAAUUUCGCGUUAUUUAAUCCAUCGGAAGGACAACAGUGCAGAUGCGGUAGUAGCGCCUGCAGAGGUGUCAUAGGUGGCAAGAGUCAAAGGGUAGCUCGAAGUAUACCCUCAUUACCGUCGCAGGCGGAAUCCACCGAGAGGAGAUCAGUCGGAAGACCGCGGAAGAACGUUCGAAAGUCGAAUACGGUGCAGUCGGCGAACUCAAAGAGUAUGUGCAAAUCCCGCAAAAUGGGAGACACAACCUUGACGCACGCCCCAUUGUUGAGACCGAUGUCUUACCAGCAACGAUGUUUCGCGCGGGAGCAUCACUGCUUCCUGCUGCGGAACCUGGAAAAGGUGCGCCGACUGAAAUCGUCGGUACAGCAGUCGGUGCACGUGCAGAACGGGAAGACGAAGUUCGGUAACGCGAGAGACACGAAGGACAAAGCUGCCGGAGACUCGAAAGCGCAAUCCGACGCGUUCUUCUCGCAAUUAACCGCGCUGACGAACACGAACGCACGAACGGUGCGAACGCGUAGACUCGCACAAGCGCAGGACGACCCGGAAGUACAUAAGACUGCAAAAUUAGCUAAGGUAUUAAAAGACUUGUACACAAUCGUUGCGACGACGAAUGACGAGAACGGGCAACUGUUGUGCACACCGUUUAUGACCUUACCCCCAAAGAGAAAAUUGCCGGAUUAUUACGAGAAGAUCACGGAGCCCAUCGACUUGAACACGAUAGAUCAAUGCAUCGGCACCGGUCAUUAUAAGACUGCGGAGCACUUCGAUCAUGAUAUGAUAAGGCUUUUUGACAACAACGUGAGGUUCUUCGGCAGGACGUCGGAAAUCGGGAUCGCCGCGGCGAGAUUACGAAAAUUGUACCUGGGAAGUAAGCCUGAUUUCGUGGACGCUAUAACGGAAGCGAUGGGCUCUCCGCCGUCGCAAGGCUUCUUGCCACCUCGUGGUUCCACAGCUGGGGAAGAAGAUGUGAUUAGAUGUAUUUGCGGAUUACACAGGGACGAAGGCUUGAUGAUCCAGUGCGAGCGUUGUCUCGUUUGGCAGCAUUGUGACUGCGUAAAAGCGGACACCAGCGUCGAGUCUUACUUGUGUGAGAGAUGUCAGCCGCGCGAGGUCGAUUUAGAGAUUCCAUUAGAGCUAGAAGUUCCGACAGACUGCGACGAAGAGGAGAAAGGCAAGAAACACUAUGUGACAUUACUGCGGGGCGACCUGCAGCUCCGACAAGGCGAUACAGUAUAUGUCCUCAGAGACACACCCGAAAAGCAUACGUAUAAAACCAUACAGAAGCCUGACUAUGAGCAAAUGGACAUUUUCAGAAUCGAGCGUCUUUGGAAAAACGCUGCAGGCGAGAGAUUUGUGUUCGGGCAUCAUUAUCUGAGACCUCACGAGACAUAUCACGAACCGACGCGGAAGUUCUACGUGAACGAAGUUGUGUGCGCUCCGUUGUACGAGGCUGUCCCUUGCGAUCUCGUGGCCGAGCGUUGCUGGGUACUCGAUCCUCACACUUUCUGCAAAGGUCGCCCGGUCGGUUCUACUGCUGAACAUACAUACGUGUGUGAAUAUCGUGUUGAUCGUGCUGCGCGACUCUUCACGAAAGUGUCUCGAGCCAGGCAUCAAGUAUGCACAAAACCAUACGCAUUCGAAACCUUCCCACAGCGUAUAAAACAUUAUCGUACUUACUUGCCUCACAGCCUCGAAGGAAUUCAACUUGGCAAAAAGUUCUUCUUGUCGAAAGACAAGAAGAAGAAUAAUAACAAUCACGAGGUAGACGGGAAUCAGAAAAUGGAAUCCGGUGACAACACGAAGGCGCCCAACAAAGAGCCCAAAUGCGCCAGUGGUACCAGGACCAGACGAAGAUCGGGUGGCGAUAUCUUGACGAUCGCAACAUCCACAACGUCAUAUAUUCAGAGGGAAGAUCAGAAGAAGCGACUAAACAGUAUCCUCCUACAUCUACUGCAAAAAAUGCCGAAUAAAAAAGACCCGUUGGAUUUGUCUUUCCUUUUAGAAAGAAAUAGACGAAACCGAAAAAGACCCGGCGGGCUCAAUCCGUGACAAUGGGUAAUAUCGCAACGAUAAUACCGGUACUGUAUAUGAGCUAGACGACCUUCUGCUAACAUCAAUCUCAGUCAGAAUAAUUUAAGCUAAGUUAGAUAUAAGGUUAAUCCGUUCUAAACUCGGUUCUGCUAUAGGUCAAGGUCAUUGUAUAUCCUUCUCCCUUAACGAGGAAAGCAUCAGAGAAAUGAGGAAAGUGUGUGACUCCUCUUCGUAUAACCCGUCCAUUGAUAUAAUUUAUAUCAAUAUCGUAGAGAGUCGAGAGUAAAAUAUUCGUUAUCAGAACAAUUAUCAGUCGGUAUUUUUCUUAUGAUUUCUUUUAUAUCCUCUUUUUUUCCUUUUAUAGAUCAGGCUAAGUAUUAUCUAUUCGAUUUGCUUCCGAAUAGGUUUUUUGUUAUCUAUAACGAGUCUUGACUCACGAUAUUCAGUCAAUCACGUUACGAGUAACUUAUGAGUACUCAGAAUUCAGUGUACCAUGUUAAUUUCACUCCAGUUAGAGGGUAUUUAGCGAAGGAGAGCUAGUUAAUCGUUUCUCCCAACAGCAAAUAAUGAGCUAUUACGUUAUUAAUAUAAUUAUGACUCACGUACUCUUGUAUAGAAUCGUUUGUAUAGCUUUUUUUCAUAGUUAUUAUUUCAUAGUAAUGAUUAUAGCUGAAUGUACAAAUUACAAAGUUACAAUUACAAGUUAUACGGGAUAAAACUCCUAAAAUGGGAUAAACGUUAUAUCCAGUGUGAGAUGUAGAAAAUAUCGGUAUAAAUAACGCGCGUGCGCGCGCGCGCGCGUAUAUGCGUGUGUGUAUGAGUGAUUGAUGCUUUACUGCACAGAAGUAAUAUUAUAUUUUUCAUAAUCCCGGUGUGUGUUAUUCAAAUCAAAUGUAACAUAUAACUUUCUCCAGUUUACGGAAGAAUCUUUACGCGAAUGUAUAUUUAAUUUAUUGAUAUAUAUUGAAUUAUUGUAGUCGAACGCGACUGGACGGCGGUCGCAGUGAUUCCAAUAUUGUAUAUAUGUACUCGCUGCGCUCCAUAUUUAUUAUUGCAUUACACAGUAUGGUAGAUACAUCUUAUGAUAUAUAAAUAUCUUUAAUAUACGCCUUACUUCUUUCAUUCUUCUUUUUGUUCGUAUGAGACUAUCCUAUAAAGUAGACUUUACUUUUAUGAAAAUUUUCUCAUAGUAUUAUGUUUCCAUUGACGUAAGACUAAAACGCACAUAUAUGUAAAUAAUAUAUUAUUUUAAUAUAAUAUAUUAAUGUAUAUAUUAUAUUAUUAUACAUAUAUGUUUAUAUAUAUAUAUAUAUACCUAUAUAUAUUUAUAUGCAUAUUAGAAGUAGUGCAGUAACACGCUUUUGUGUAUAUUGAGCGCACGAAAUUAAUACGAGAGCUAUUUAUUUUAUUUAAAUAACAAUCCUCAAUUCUUUUCAGGAAAUUAAAUUGUAAUAGGCGUAUAUAAGAGCUCAACACGCAAAUUCCAUACAAAGUGCGUAACUAACGAAGAAUAGAAACUAUAAGAAACAGAAUAAAACAUGAUAUGAGAUGUUACAAAAGUUUCGGUCUUAUUUUUGGACGCUUCUCAAUGCAAAGUAAAUACCGUUACAUAAUCGAUAUGAUGCAAUCGUCAAUAGUUUACGGAAAAAAAGUAGUAGAGUUGUGUAAAAAAGCGAAUAGAUCUAAUAAAACGGAAACAUUUUGUUGACAUUGCAUCGGGUUUUGCUUCAUAUUAUGACCGAUAAUUUUUUCUUUGUUUUACGCAUUUAGAACUUGCGUUCGCUUCUUAGGCCUAUCGCAAUCUUAUUUCUCUGAUUGUAUAUUAUACCAUAUCAAGUAUAAGAGCUUUAUUUAUAAUUUUUCUUCUAAUUUUUUUUCUUUUGGCAACAAGCGCUUGCGCAUUUCUAUUCGAUGUAUCUCUAUGUAAUAUCAUCAAAAUAUUUAUUAUAUUGUGUAAUCCAAAAAUAAAAGAAAUAGGAAAGGUAAGGAGAAUACUAAACUUCGAAGCUGGCCUUCUAACGUAAGCUGACGUAAUAUAGGAGAAAGAGAGAAACACGCGGUGUGUGUGAGCUGUUUUUAAAUUAGAUUCAAAGCGUUAUUACCGACCCGAGUUCGCAUUCGUUGGUUUUCGGAGAAGCGUAUAUCGAGAAGAGGACGACAUUGGACACGCGGAACGAUAUCGUCGCGCAUCUUUUCCAUGACACGAAAGAAGAGGCGGGGGGAGAAGCAGGAGGAAGUUGCAUCAUUUUUCCAUUCGAUUAUAUCGAUGCGAUUAUCGUCCGUUUAAGAAUAACGUAAGGAAUGCAACGUAUAUUUGUAUCAUAUUGAUAUCGAAGACAACGACGGCAAUAAUUGAGAGGAUAUAUUAGUUUAUUCUAAAAUAUAUAGUUGCGAUCUUACACGGCGUCUAUAUAUCAUUAUUACGCACGAGUGUAUAUUCUGUGCGAGGUGUUUUCCAGCUACUCAAAAUUAUUAUUUUACUAAUCGUACAUUCUUUCUGCUUUUCUUUCCUUUCUUAACGCAUUCGAACGCUGUACUACACGACGUAUUUUUUUUUUUGUAAUAAUAUCCGAAUGAGUCGCGCGAUGCCAGAUGGAUGCGGAACCUCUUUUCUUUUCUCUUCUUCUCGAUUUCAUGCGAUAACGACAUUAACAAAGUUACGGUGAUAUGUGUAACAUCGAGUUUUAACCAAACGCAGCUUCGUCGAAAGCUUAUUGUGCGACUGCACACUACGACACAAAUUAUAUUACUGAACGUGUUUCGUACAAUAUUAAGCAGACAUUAUUAUAUCACGCAGCUUAUAAUUUUGCCGGGCUUCCGCUCAGUAUAACGUGUCAUCACUCGAUCAUGUAUUAAUUUUAUCGAUUCACAUGUUAUCGGCUAAGAGCGAUAAGGUCGAUCGAGAUAUAUAAUGUAUCGCGCGCAAUAAAAGGAUCAUUGUAUUUUCGUACUUGAAGAUCGGUAAGGUGCGAUUAUUUCUUUCACGUCUAGGAUAUAUCUUUCGUUUUAUAUGUUUACUAAAUCACUCUGAUCGUGAGAAAAAGCGCGGCUACUCUACUCUCAUAUCAAGCGAUUUCGUGCACUUGAUUUCAAUGCACAAUUUGAACUCUUCUCUUUUUUUUCGAGUAGCAACAUUAGGACGCGGCUCCAACGGUCCGAUGAGAGAACUUAUAACAUCUGAAAAUUAAUCAAAAACAAGUUCUCUCACCGAAUAAUCGGCUGCGUUCCAAACUAUAACUCGAAAGAAAAAAAGUGAUUCAACCGUAUUGGAAUUAAGUUUGCACACCUCCAUUAAGCGACAUUUUUUUCUUUUUCUCCCUUUCAUUUUUUCUUUAAAUUGUCGUACACGUAUAUUAGUACGACACGAGAUGCAUUAAUGACAUUUUUCCUUUGUUUUCCUCUUUUUUUGAUCAAUCGAUCAUUCAUAACAGUAGCUGUGUAAUAACUUGCCUCUUGAGUUCGCUUACAUAUAAUUAACACACUAUUAUAACAUUUAGAUAUAAUCAAAAGACACGAGAGAGAGAGAGAGAGAAAGAGAGAAAGAAAGAAAGAAAACGAAUUAUUGUUGCGACGACAGGCUUUCAGCUACCUAUGUAGUGCAUGUACAGACCAUUGUAUUGUACUCUGAUGAACACAAAUACACGUGAAGUUUCCUUAUA
Odontomachus brunneus is the source of this 10962-nucleotide messenger RNA. RefSeq lists its product as uncharacterized. Gene Ontology annotation, molecular function: chromatin binding; histone methyltransferase activity; DNA binding. The transcript has 14 exons. The coding region runs from base 794 to 7321 and encodes 2175 amino acids. Gene Ontology annotation, cellular component: nucleus. Lineage: Eukaryota; Metazoa; Arthropoda; Insecta; Hymenoptera; Formicidae. The record is from RefSeq and is a predicted model, not a curated record.